AAUACAUGUGUGUUGCUUGAGUACAUAGCGUGAGAAAGAACUGAGAAAAUCCUAAUCUAUGGGCACUGUUUCAUCCUUCUCGUUUCCACCUCUUAUCGGAACCUCCAUUUCCCGUUCCUCAAAUUCGCGUCUCGUCGUUGCGGCUUCCGAGGGCGGUGCCUCUUCCUCAGCCACCAAAUUGCUCACUUUUCUCGGCAAAGGUGGCUCAGGCAAAACCACCGCCGCUAUUCUCGCCGCCCAGCAUUAUGCUUUGGCUGGGCUGAAUACAUGUUUGGUCAUACAUGGCCAAGACACCACUGCUGACUACCUUCUCAACUGUAAGAUUGGAACUUCCCAUAUGGCAUGCAACAAGAACCUUUCUGCUGUUAGGUUGGAAACAACCAAAAUGCUUCUUGAACCUUUAAAACUUCUGAAGCAAGCAGAUGCCCAACUUAAUAUGACUCAGGGCACACUUGGAGGGAUUGUUGGAGAAGAGCUUGGCAUCCUGCCUGGGAUGGACUCUAUCCUUUUGGUACUUGCACUUGAGAGACUUGUAGGGUUUUUGGGGAUUGCUGCAUCAAAGAGUCAAGAGGAUAAAUUUGACUUAAUAAUAUAUGAUGGUAUCAGCAGUGAGGAAACCCUGCGAAUCAUAGGUGGAAGCAGUAAAGCAAGAUUGUACUUGAAAUAUCUCCGCACCUUGGCUGAGAAAACUGAACUUGGGAGAUUGGCUGCUCCUUCACUACUGAGACUUGUGGAUGAGGCCAUGCUAAUAAGUAGCAGCAGAUCUUACUUUAAUGGGAAAAUGAGUUCGGAAAUAUGGGACACUUUGGAUCAAAUGCUGGAGAGAGGAUCUUCUGCAUUCUUAAACCCACAGAAAUUUGCUUGCUUCCUUGUGAUGGAUCCGAACAGUCCGACAUCAAUCAAUUCUGCAUUACGAUAUUGGGGAUGUACAAUUCAGGCUGGUGCUCAGAUUUCUGGUGCUCUCGGAAUCACCUCUCAGCAAGAAAAUUUAGAAAUAUUGGAAAGAGCAAAGAAAGAGUUUUCUCCUUUGCCAUCUGCUUUCAUUUCAAGAUUGUUGAUGAAUAAUCCUAUAGAUUGGAGCAGAGUUCUACUGGAUACCGACAAUGAAGAUGCUAGGCAUCUUCUUAAUUCGCUAACAAGUCAAGUUGUUGUUAUGCCAUCUCCAGUUAGAUUUGAUAUAAAAAGAAGAUCGGUUACUCUCUUUAUGCCAGGUUUUGACAAAUCAGAGAUCAAGCUGUACCAAUAUAGGGGAGGAUCUGAGCUGUUGGUAGAAGCAGGAGACCAAAGACGUGUCAUUCCUUUGCCUCCAGAAAUUCAAGGAAAGGUUGGCGGAGCCAAAUUUGAGGACAGAAGUGUUGUUAUUACAUUGCUGUGACCUUACUAUUCUUUUUAAUUUCCUCCUUUAUGCAUGCUGAUAAUUAUCAGUGUUUGGAGGAGGUUUUUUUUUUUUU
Molecule: messenger RNA, 1451 nt
Organism: Vigna unguiculata (cowpea)
Lineage: Eukaryota; Viridiplantae; Streptophyta; Magnoliopsida; Fabales; Fabaceae
Product: P-loop containing nucleoside triphosphate hydrolases superfamily protein
Source: RefSeq, a predicted model, not a curated record